Molecule: messenger RNA, 1648 nt
Organism: Antrostomus carolinensis (chuck-will's-widow)
Lineage: Eukaryota; Metazoa; Chordata; Aves; Caprimulgiformes; Caprimulgidae
Gene: ASTE1
Product: asteroid structure-specific endonuclease 1
Exons: 4
Source: RefSeq, a predicted model, not a curated record
GGGGAGGGGCCGCGGGGCUGCUACGUGCCCGCUCGCUGCUUUUCCGUGGAGAAGUUCUGCAGGCACUUCAGCCACCUGAACAGAAGCCUGCUCCCGCUCUUCGCCGUCAUGAACGGGAAUGACUACAUCGACCUGGCAGCUCUCGAGGUGUUCUUCAGCAAGGUGCCCUUGCCGAGCGGGUGCCCGGCGGGGAAGCGGGGGAGGCACGGCCGCCUUCAGGGGCUUCUGAACUGGCUGUCGCAGUUUGCCGAGCCCACCGAGGCUGUCGACAGUUUGCUGAAAUACCUGAAGAAACACCAGAGAGAAAAAGUAAAGGAGCUCCUGUGCACUUCAAUGGAGGAUUAUACUCCAUCUGAUGUCAACCUUGAGGACUUCUUUGACAAUGGAAGGUACAAAUGUGAGGUUGCCAGGAAAGCAGACGUACCGCAGUGGGUACUUGAUGCUUUGGCAAAAGGUAAGCUGGCCCCAUUCAUCAGCGAUGCCCUGAUACUAAGAAGUACCUUCCUCCAUGUGCAGGUGGAGAACAUGCAGAGACCUAGCGCACAUAGUACAGCUUUGCCCAUUCGACAAGUUAUCUAUGGACUACUUCUGAAAGCAUCUCAGAACACUGAAGCUGCUUCUCCAAGUAAGCAGACCAACGAGCUGCCAGUUGUAUGUGAAUUUGACAGACUCCAAAAGACACUUAAAAAAACAUUUGUUCAAGCAGCAAGCCUACCCACAGAUUUUUGUGAUGAUCAUUUUCCUUUGGACAAGUUAAUGGAGGUGCCCAUGUCAUGCCGUCAGAUGCUUUUACUGGAGACUCUAGGAGUGAAAAUGAGUUCCCUGGAAGGUAUCCCCAGUCACUUACAACUCCCUGUUGCUGUAACGUGUUAUUGGAUACAUUGUUCAGAACCGAAAGUUAAGUUGCAUCAAUUAAAGGCUUUACUUCUAAUGAUAGUAUCUGGAGAACUGCACCGGAUAACAAGUGAUCCAGUUUUAUGUGCUGAAGAUGGCAGUAUUGCAUAUAACGAAUUUCUGAAAUGGAAGGAAAAGAAAUUGCAAAAUAAAGACUUUGAUUUAGAUGCUGCACACAGUUUUUGCCAGUGGCAGUGCUGUCUUCAGAUGGGAUUGUAUCUCAACCAGCUACUUUGCACUCCUCUCUCUGAGCCAGACCUAAGUAGGCUUUACACUGGGACCCUUGUGCACAGACUGUAUCAAGAGCUUAAAUCAACACCUUCAGUGGAAAAUCUGAUUGGUUUAUCUCCAAAAAUGUCUCAGCUUUAUCAGGUUUUGUUAAAAACAGUGGAGUCAACUGUAUCUCCAGACUUCUUUCAGAAGAUGACCAAGACCACAUCCUGCAAAAAGAAGAAAGCAUCUAAUAAGAAAAAAAAAGCUACUGGGUGUGCUAUUCCAGAAACUCAGCAUUUAUGCAGUGUUAAUAGGUUUGCAUCUCUUGGAGUGGAUGACUGAAAGCAUUAUUCCUGGAGUAACUUUUCAGGCCAUGCAGAUGGAAAAAAAUGAUAUGAAAAUAAGUGACUGUAUGGGAACUUGUUCAGCUGUUUUCACACAAGUUCCUGAUUCAGUCUUUACCAACAAUUCUUGCUUUGGGGAAUUUUUUAAUUUAUGUGUUUUGUAACUAACAGUCUUUAAAAAGAGGUGCUGUAUAAAA